GGGGCUGCGGGCCGGAUGCGGGACCGGAUGCGGGGCCGACGGGGGACAUGGGGCAGGUGCUGCCGGGUUUCGCCCAUUGCAAAGAAGCUCCGUCCACGGCCUCCUCCACGCCGGACUCCACGGACGGUGCCAACGACGACUCCGACAUCCGCGAGCUGCUCACCGCCCGCGAGUUCUCCGAGGACGAGGAAGACGAGACUCCGUCGGUGGACUGGGCCUCGGCCCGGGAGCUGACCUUCUCCUACAUCACCUUCGGGGGUGACGGCGGGGCGGCGGGGGCGGCGGGGGGCCGGCGAGACCGAGACGCGGCCCCGCGCCGGCUCAAGGGCCCGGACCGCUCGGGGCCCAGGGAGCCGGGGCCACUGGGCCUGGGGGACGGCCUGGGGGACGGCCUGGGGGACAGCCUGGAGAGCAUCCCCAGCCUCAGCCAGUCCCCGGAGGCCGAGCGCCGCGCCCCGCCGGGGGCCCGGGAUCUCCGCCACCCUCCUCGGGGCCCAGACCCCCCUCGCCAUCAGCGGCCGCCGCAGCUGGACUGGGACCCCCGGGGGACGCCCCAGGAUGGGGGUCGCCCCUGCGACUCCGGGGGCUCCCGCCCCCUCACCCCCGAGCCACUCCAGGACCUCGGGGCCCCGGAGCUGGGAGAGACCAGCCAAGCUCAGCACCCAUGGCCCCCACCGUCCAGGCUCCUGUUGCCGGAGGCCUUAACUCCCCAGCCCUGCCCCGCUCCGGGAGAGACCCCCGACCCCGGGACCCGGACCCCGCCGACCCCGCCGUCCCCGCCCUCCCUCGGGCCCCGCACCCAGGACUCUUGGGAGGAGGCGGAGGAAAUGGAGGAAGAGGAGGAAGCCGAGGAUGGAGGGAUCCUGCCUGACCUGGAACCAAUCACGAUGCAACUCCAGGAUGGAAAAACCCAAUCAGGGGUCAGUCUGCAAAGGCCCAUCCUCGCUCCCCCAUCCACCCGCUCUGUGGGCAACAGCAGAACUCCCGAUCUAGAACAGCCAGCGCGGCCCACAGCCGGAGCAGAGAUGGGCAGCAAAGUGGCGGACCUGGUGUACUGGCGGGACACGCGCACGUCCGGCCUGGUGUUCACGGGCCUCAUGGUGUCCCUGCUCUGCCUCCUGCACUUCAGCAUUAUCUCUGUGGCCUCCCACGUGGCCCUGGCCCUGCUCGGGGGCGCCAUCUCUCUCAGGGUUUACCGCAAGGCGCUGCAGGCCGUGCACCGCUCUGACGGGGCCAACCCCUUCCAGGCCUACCUGGACGUGGACCUGACGCUGAGCCGGGAGCAGACCGAGCGCUAUGCGCAACAGAUCGCCACCCAGGUGGUCUCCGCGGCCACGCUGCUGCGGCACCUCUUCCUUGUGGAGGACAUCGUGGACUCUCUUAAGCUGGCGCUCCUGUUCUACAUCCUGACCUUCGUGGGAGCCGUGUUCAAUGGGCUGACUCUCCUCAUUCUGGGCGUCAUCAGUGUCUUCACGUUCCCGCUGCUGUACAGACAGCACCAGGCCCAGAUCGACCAGUACGUGGGAUUAGUGACGAACCAGCUGAGCCACAUCAAAGCCAAGAUCCGAGCUAAGAUCCCGGGGUCCGGAGCCGUGGCCAGUUCCAAAGCCAAAGCCGAAUAAGACGCCGCGUCCCGCCUGGCCGGGAGCUCCCCGCGAUCCGAUGGCCUCCCCAGCCGCGGAUGACCUCGAGUGCGCUCCUCCUCAGCGUUUCUGGCCUCUGCAGCCCGGGGCCCAGCCGAUCCUCCCCGACCCAAGGGAAACGGCUCGCCCGGGCCAUUGGACGCGCCUAACCCUUCCCUUCCCUUCUUUCCCCUCCCCUUCCCUUCCCUUUCCAGGGGCGCAGUCCGACGGCGGGGCAGGGUGGGUUUGGGGAAUGUUUGCAAUCGGGAAUGGAUGGAGGGGAGACUGCAGGGGCAGCCGGGCCCUCUGCCCGGACUACAUUUCCCAAAAGGCCUUGCGGCAGGGGCAGGGGAAGGCGAGGUGCUUUGGUCGCUCGGCAUGCUGGGAUUUGUAGUUCUUUAGUAGCGGGGCCCGAGCGUUGGGUCGCGGCCCCGAUACCCCGCGCCCGCCCGCAGCCUCCCGCAGCCUCCCUCCUGCUUCUCCUCAGGGCGUGGGUGCGGGGCUGCCUGGGGCCGGGGGUUGCGGGUGAUGCGGGGCGCCCAGAGCUUGGAUUUACACUUUAAUAAAAACUCUUGUGGACGAC
Messenger RNA from Ornithorhynchus anatinus (platypus), 2205 nucleotides. It is a transcript of the gene RTN2, whose product is annotated as reticulon 2. Lineage: Eukaryota; Metazoa; Chordata; Mammalia; Monotremata; Ornithorhynchidae. The transcript is spliced from 11 exons. The record is from RefSeq and is a predicted model, not a curated record. The coding region runs from base 48 to 1622 and encodes 524 amino acids.